AUGGAGGCCUUGCAUAGUCGCCUGACGACUGGGGAGCAGUCUGGAGGUCAAGAGAAUUGUCAACCAGAGUCUCAUCGCAGAGGCCAGCAGCCUAAGUCUCCCUCCCAGCCCUGUCAGCAACAGCAAACUGACGCCCCAAAGCCCCAUGGCACACCACAGCAGCCCAAACAGUCCAGAAGACAGCAUCCUGAACGUAAGCGUCUCAGGCACCAGCGGCAGAGCGUUGACUCAGAUACUGCACCGGAACACAAACAUGAGGCAACAACAGCAACAGAAGCAACCACAGCUUCUAGUUUGUCAUCAGGAGUCCCAACGUCCUCAGCCGGUGGCCCCACACAGUCUAAACCAGAAACCCAGGAGGGCACCCCAAAACAGAAACGUGAGCGUAAGCCUCAGAGACCAGGCAAAUAUGUCUGCAGUUACUGUGGCCGUGCAUGUGCAAAGCCUAGUGUCCUACAGAAACAUAUUCGUUCCCACACAGGUGAAAGACCCUAUCCCUGCGCCCCAUGUGGCUUCUCUUUUAAGACCAAGAGUAACCUGUACAAACACCGCAAAUCGCACACACACAGGGUUAAGGCAGGUCUGGCACUUGGGGAGCCAAGAUCUUUAGAGGAGCAAGUCACUGAGUCAGAAGAUGAAACCAGACAGUUAUCAUCAGUAUCUUCCCAUACAGAAAGACCAAGCAGUGUAGCCUCAAUCAAGAGUCAUGAAACAGACAGGGCCAAAGAUUCCACUGGAAACGAUGACUCCUACGCAGUGAAAAAGAGACUGGCUCUGCGUCUAAGUAGAGGGAAACAUGUUCCUCAAGACUCGUCUGAUGAAAAGGCCUCAUCUCUUAUUUUAGGGAGCAAAGGCAGCACCGAAUCUGGCUAUUUCUCUCGCUCUGAAAGCACUGAGCAGUCACAGGACAGCCCCCCAAACACAAGUGCCAAAAGCUAUGCAGAGAUCAUCCUCGGCAAGUAUGGACGUCUGGGACACCUGCAGAGGAUGCCUCGGCACCAUAACCAGCAGCCCUCUGGUCAGGAGGACAAAAACCUCCCAUUCACAGUCCCCAAGAAGCAGGUCAUUGACCAUAUCACCAAACUCAUCACAAUCAACGAGGCAGUGGUGGACACCAGUAAAAUUGACAGUGUAAAACCAAGAAGAUUCUCACUCUCCAGAAAGAAUAGUUCAGAAUCUCAGAAGAGUUCAUCGAUAAAAGAACCGCUUCUUCAUAGCCCUAAAGCUGGAGAUCUGGGCUAUAAAAACAGUGGCUCCAUCACCAUGGGAGUUCCAUGUGAAAAAUUUCAUCAUCCAUCCCUAAAUGUGGAGCAGCCAGCUGGCCAAACAUCAGCCCCUCUGGAGAGAAGUCACUCAAUGCCAUCUGCAGCCAGUUCAUUUGACGCCUCCAGUGGUGGCCCCAGUAAAUUCCGCCUGAGCCAGUCUUUUGAUGAACGACAGCCUCCUCAAAGGCAGGCAUCCCGUCGUUAUGGGAUGCUAAGACGGCAGCCAGCUAUUGAAAUCCCACUUGGUGCUGAACUCACAAAAGAGGAACAUGAGGGUUCUCAUUCAAUUUACCCUGACAGCUUAACCACUGUGCCUGACCGCAAGCAAAGUCAACCACAGCCAUAUGAGUGUGAGGCCUGUGGCACUGGAUGCAAAGAUUGGGAAGGUUAUAAGAAACACAAGCAAAGCCUGUGCUUAGCACAUCAUCCCAGAAAUGAGGUGGUCAUUAGUCAAAUGGAGUGCUCACAGUUAAUUAACCAUGCAGUCAGAGCAGGAGCUUCAGCAAUGCGCAAGAGGAGGAAAGAAGAGAGUUUUGAAUUUGAUGAUCCCUCUUCUCCCUCAUUACCCUCUCCUGCCCUCUAUUCAGGACAGUGUAAAGAUGAAAGCAAUGCAGUUUAUGAGGGCCCAAGAAGACCUACACUGCAAACCUGUUCAGUAAUUCAACAUACUAGUUCGUUUGAAAAACAAGAAUCUUUGUGUAGUGAGAAUCAAGGCACUGAGGCGACAAAAAACUCUCCACCUCAUGACGAAUGUCAACUGGUACCUCAGAAGCAACCCCAACAACAGUCGACAAAACUAACAAACCGAAAGCUGGUCCGCCAACACAGCGUCAAGGUUCCAGAAAUACUGGUCACAGAGGAUUCCAACACGAGCACAGCGGCCUCAAUAGAGCCAGCUUCAACAGCAAAACAUUCAGAGAAACCGGAUGAAUUUCAGUGGCCGCAGAGAAGCCCCUCUCUGGCCCAGCUUCCUAUUGAAAAGCUUCCUCCAAAGAAGAAGCGCUUACGUCUAGCCGAGGCCGCCCAGUCCUCUGGGGAAUCCAGUUUUGACUCUAUAUCCCUGCCCCGCAGCCCCAGUCAGGACAGUAGUGCGUCUUAUGCAUCCAGUCGUUCCACAUCCUUCGAAGAGUCAAAUAGACCAGAUAUGGAGACAGCGAUAUCGUCACCACUGAGGAGAUCAAGAGCUCCUCACAUGUUGACGGUGCCUGGGGUGCAUCAGCAUAGAGAGAUGAGGCGCUCAGCAUCUGAGCAGGCGCCUCAUGACCCACAACCAAGUGUCCUAAUGGCUGAGACCCGCAGUAAAUCUUUUGACUACAGUUGUCUGUCCCCUGAGCGCUCUGCAGUUGGCUGGAGGGAAAGAAGAAAGUGUCUUCUAAUGAGACACACUGCUAUCAGAGAUCCUGAUGAGGAGGAGGAGGAGGAUCAGUGUGCGGUACCGAGCCGUAGUCCUAAACAUGUCAGCCCGAGCACAUCAUCUCAAGCAAGCCCAACUCCUUUGUACUGCAGUAGGUCCCCUACUUCCCCUUUAUCAGGUGACACACUCUUGCAUAAUCCAGUAAGAUUACAAUGCAAAGAGAUCUUUUCUCAGUGGAAACUCAGUCAAAAUAUUCAGUUGACAGGCAGCACAGAACUCUCCCUCGCUCACUGUCCAUCUGUAGAUCCUCUAAAAGAAGAGGCCUCAUACAUCCAUACAGGGCAGCCCCCUCCCCAAGCACCACAGCCCUAUCCUACACAUGGACCAUCAGGGGCAGCCAGAGCUCGCUACCUCCCCAUGUCGACAGGGCUGAAGCUAGAGAUUCCCUCACUACAUGAUGAUCAUUCAGAGGUCCGAGUAAGUCAAUCCCACAUCCAGCAUUCUGUCCCUCACAUCACCUCCAGUCUGGAACUACUGAGGCCAGUCACAUCUCCAGCAGUAGCAGUGCGUCUCCAAACAGACACCCUCACCCUAGCAUGUGCCAUAUACACCACGUUGUCUCAGUCCACCUCCCCCAAGUCACAGGAGAAGGUUGAUGCUGCUUCACACAAUGUAGGUAUGCCAACAGCUGAAUACAGAGACCAUAGGAACAUAAGUCCGGACCUUCAGUUGUGGUCUGAUGAUGGCCUGAGGAUAUCAGGCUCAGGGGGAAGCAAGCGCAUGCUCUCCCCUUCAAACAGUAUAGAGAUCCUCCCCGAGUCACAGCAACAGCAGAAACGAGUAAAAGAAGAAGAGAAGAGGGAGAUUGGAUGUGUUGACAGGGCAGACUUGGACACAUGCGAUCAAGAACUCGAAGGGGAGAAUCAGUCAUGUCUUCCCAACGUUUGUUCUCCCGUCAGACAUGUUGGACCAUCAUUCCCCAGUCUGCUGUCCAGCACCAGUAAUAGCUGGUGCUAUUUGAACUACAUUAAACCAAACCAUUCUGCUCUGGAUGAAGAGAAGCCCUCAGUUUACUCAUCGUGGUCCACCAGUGGCUAUGACCCCAACCCACCUGGCCUCUCCAGCAAGACAGCUCUGUCUCUGCUACACUGUAAGCAGAGGCUCAGUCCCUCCAUCUACACUAUAUCCCCCAUAACAGACAGGACAACUGAGUCAAUGGAGCAAGAGGACAACAAGAGACCAUGCUCCACCGAGGUCUGCAACAGACAGCUGUACUGCGGAGACCAUGAGGGAACAAGGAAGGGACAGCAGACAGCAGAUGACAACAGGUCAAACAGAAAAGGGGAGAGGGAGGAAGAGAAGAAGGAGGAGGAAGCGCAGUCAUGCCCCAGAAAUAAACAACCCCCUAAAGUUUGGACCUCUGAGAGAGGAGCAAAUGAGAAACACGGCAUCAUGCAUGGUGGAGGUGGAGGUGGAGGGAAGUGCCAAUGUAGGGAUUGUGGACUCCACCUCGAGAAUACCAGUGUUCAGCAAAAGUGCACCCAUCGCAUCACAGUAUCACCAGCAUAUAACUGCAAACAUUGUCACGUUUCUUUCAAAGCCAAAGGAAGCCUCGGCGAACACCUGAGAUCUGCAGCACAUGGAGAAGAAACCUGUGGGCCAGAUGGCGCAGAUGAAGGCGUCUGUGAAAAACCUUCAGUUCACUCCGACAAGCCUAAAGAUCACUGGUACUCUGAUGUGGGGAAAAGUGGAUGUGAUGAGGACGGGAAUGCAAAGGACAAGGAUGGCAGACGUAAUGACGACAACAGGUCCAAGGCGCCUGAAAGCUCUCACACUGCCUCCUCUGAUCGUGAGAAAUCGCAUCCAGGAGGGCGGCCGAUGGAGCCUGAACCCAGCCGGGCCGCCUCUCUUCCCCCCAAGGACUCUACCCAGAAGAGCUCGGCCAGCGCCAGGAGGGCCCUGUUCGCCCGAAGACGCCUUGAAGCUUCAGCAUCGGCAUCCUCAGGAGGCUCCCGUUCUCCAAGCACUCCAUCACUGAUUCCACAGAGGGAGCCGUCUCCACCUCACAGUCUGUCACCCAGGCCUCGACAGUCCCCUGCUCCCUCUUCCUCCCUCUCCCCACCAACCUGUUAUGUCUCCACCUCCACUCUUAGAUCCGGCUCCCCUGCUAGAGGUCUUUCUCCUAUAAUAGUCCAGUCCCAUGGAUCUGAGUCCUCUGGGCCUCCAGGUUCUCUGGCAGACACUUCAGCUCAGUGCCACACCUGCCUUCACCCAAGAGACCGACUGUCUGCAGCAAGACUGUCUGUGGAUGAGGUUGGUCUGACCCACUUCACCCCACAUCCCACACGGCCUCGGGGAGCCCACAACCUCCUGAGUCACCUCCCUCUGCACUCCCAGCAGCCGAGCAGGGCCCCGAGCCUCCUGAUUCCCAUCGGGGGGAUUCACAUGAUUCAGCCCAGGUCCCUCCUCCCUGUGUACAGCCUGGUGAGCAGCCCCACAGCAGCCACGGCUAACCCCGCAGGGCCAUCCUGGAGACUAAGCGACGCUCCGAAGGGGAGGUUUUCUCCCCUGCAGCGGCAGGAUACUCUCAAAGAGACGUUGGCCAGCAGCCCAGCCAGACCGCCGGACCAUGGUGCAUCAGGGGGGAUGUCCGGGAGCAGCCGGUCGGACCCUGUAAUGCACAGAAAGAAUCAGGGACGCUUUGGCGUCCAACAGCCGUCCAGUCCAGGGACAGAGACGAGGCGUCCGGAGGUAAACACAGAUGCACAUGUCACAGAGAGGCGUGUUUACCCCGAGACCACCCAAGGCCAAAAAAAGGCUCCUUCCUCCCAAACACAACUCUGA
Messenger RNA from Chelmon rostratus (copperband butterflyfish), 5463 nucleotides. It is a transcript of the gene hivep3a, whose product is annotated as HIVEP zinc finger 3a. Gene Ontology annotation, molecular function: RNA polymerase II cis-regulatory region sequence-specific DNA binding; DNA-binding transcription factor activity, RNA polymerase II-specific. NCBI's taxonomy places the organism in Eukaryota, Metazoa, Chordata, Actinopteri, Chaetodontiformes, Chaetodontidae. The coding region runs from base 1 to 5463 and encodes 1820 amino acids. The transcript has 6 exons. Gene Ontology annotation, cellular component: nucleus. The record is from RefSeq and is a predicted model, not a curated record. Gene Ontology annotation, biological process: regulation of transcription by RNA polymerase II.